CUUCCCUGUCAAUAGAAAGACGUAAGGCGAUCUUAUUUAAGAUCGAGCCUAAAUUAGCUAAUUUAGCUCUGUCAGAAUCUGGUAGUGAGGCACAGGGCCUCCUCUUUGGUGACUCAUUCAUUAAAGACAUGAGCAAAUUUGUGGGAGCAUUCACGGCCCUUGACAAGGCCCAAUCCUCCAUGAAGAGGGUUUUCCACCCUCGUUUUUCUCACAGGGCCGGCAGCUCCAGGGGCCGUCUGUCCGGCCGCUCCUCUUUCCAGACCCGGGGCUCGGGUCGAGGUUCCUACAGCCACCGAUCCUAUUCAGAUAGAUCCUCAUUCCAGGACUCCAGACAACCAAUGGGUUUCUUCCCAUCCCGAGGCGCCCCCAAUCGUAGAGGUUUCCGUGGAAACUACGGCUCCCGCCGCCCUUUUGGUAAGUGUACCACCACUUCUUUUUUCUCCACUUUGUGUAGGGGGCAGACUACGACAUUUUUCUCGUCCUUGGUCCGCCAUCACCACGGACACUUGGGUGCUCUCCACAAUCCUUGGUUUCCAGAUAGAGUUGGUAAGUUUUCCGUUUCUUCCCAACCCCCCCUACCCUAUGGCCACUUCAUCAGAGACCCUCUUCCACAUAGACAGGGAAUUGAUGGACCUACACAGAAAGGAGGCGAUCGAACGUGCUCCAGAUUACUCCGGAGGAGUUCUCAGCACUAUCUUUCUGGUGCACAAGAAGGGCGGCCAGAUGCGCCCAGUCAUCAACCUACGCCCCCUAAACAGGUUUGUGCGAUAUCGACACUUCAAGAUGGAGGGCAUCCAUCUUCUCAGGGAUCUCCUACUAAAAGGAGAUUGGAUGGUGAAACUCGACUUAAAGGACGCGUACCUCACCGUCCCUGUAGAGGAAUCCUCCAGAGACCUGCUUCGCUUCAAAUGGAAGGGAGAAAUUUGGCGUUUCACUUGCCUCCCCUUCGGUCUUUCAUCGGCUCCAUGGUGUUUCACCAAACUCAUGCGGCCGGUGGUAGCAUGGCUCCGCAGUCGAGGAAUUCGACUAAUUAUCUACCUGGACGACAUACUUCUGCUGGCCCAGGACAGACAGACCCUUCUCUCACAUCUGGAACUCACUUCAAGCCUAUUAACCGGAUUGGGAUUCCUCAUCAACUACGACAAGUCCGUUUUGACACCAGCACGGAUAAUGGAAUUCCUAGGGUUUUCCGUGGAUUCGGUAACAGAAACCCUCAGUCUUCCGACGACAAAGAUCAAGGAGAUUCGCAAGGAACUACGCAGAACGCUGGACAUGCCCCGGAUUUCCCUUCGACAUCUGGCUCGAAUCAUCGGUCUUCUAUCGUCCUCCAUCCAGGCCGUUUUUCCAGCUCCUUUACACUACCGAGCCCUACAACGCCUGAAGACGGCGCAUCUUCACAAAGGAGCCACCUACGCGGAUUUUAUUUGUCUGGACGACGAAACUCGGGACGAGAUCCAUUGGUGGAUCGGCAAUCUUCAAGCCUGGAACGGGAAGGCGAUUUGCGGUCCCCGUCCGGAUUUCACAGUAGAGUCGGACGCCAGCCUACUUGGUUGGGGGGCCCACUGCGAGGGCAUUUCGACCGGGGGUCGUUGGUCAGUAGAAGAGUCUCCUUUACACAUCAACGCCUUGGAACUCCUGGCGGGCUCAUUCGCUAUUCGCAGUUUUGCGAAGGACAUGACCAAGGUUUGCAUUCGACUAUGUAUGGACAACGUCUCCGCUGUCCGUUAUGUCAAUGCCAUGGGCGGUACCCAUUCUCCCAUGCUGUCUCAUUUGGCCAGGGAUUUCUGGUCUUUCUGUCUGAAUCGGGAACUUACAGUGGUGGCGGAAUACAUCCCAGGACUACACAACGUUCAGGCGGACUGGAGCUCACGCUAUCUCAAGGAUACCAGCGACUGGAGAUUAGAUGCGCAGGUGUUUUCUACCAUCUCCUCAAUCUGGGGUCCUGCUUGCAUCGAUCUCUUCGCCUCCCGUUUGAACAAACAACUACCGAGGUUCUUCAGUUGGCGCCCGGAUCCAGAAGCGGAGGCUGUAGACGCAUUCCUUCAAGAUUGGUCAGAGGAUCUUCACUACGCGUUUCCGCCGUUCUCAAUGAUUCCGAGAACCCUGAACCAGGUCCGCUCCCAAUCAGCGGAGAUCAUCUUGAUCGUUCCGUUCUGGACCACUCAGUCAUGGUUUCCCAACCUUCUAGAACUUCUCAUCUUCCCUCCUUUUCUUCUACCAGUCUACCCAGAUCUCCUCUUAGGUCCGGAAGACGCUCAACAUCCUCUCCUUCUGGAGGGUUCUCUCCGAUUACUGGCGUGCAGAGUUUCAGGCGUUCCUACCAAGGCUAUGUCCUUUCGGAACCAACUUGGAGAUUACUGGAAGAGUCUUGGGCUCCUGGCACCAGACGGGCUUAUAGAGCGGCCUGGAGAUCUUGGUCUAGUUGGUGCGUGGACCGGGGUCUGGAUCCCGUUUCGGCCACUGUAACAGACAUCUUAAAUUUCCUUACUUCCCUAUUCGACGAUGGUAAGGCUUAUCGGACUAUUAAUCUUUUCAGGUCCGCCAUUUCCUCUUUUCAUCAAGGUUUUGAAGGCCGUCCUUCAGGCCAACACCCUUUAGU
Molecule: messenger RNA, 2599 nt
Organism: Bufo gargarizans (Asiatic toad)
Lineage: Eukaryota; Metazoa; Chordata; Amphibia; Anura; Bufonidae
Exons: 1
Coding region: 583-2466 (627 amino acids)
Source: RefSeq, a predicted model, not a curated record